Molecule: messenger RNA, 3135 nt
Organism: Penicillium subrubescens
Lineage: Eukaryota; Fungi; Ascomycota; Eurotiomycetes; Eurotiales; Aspergillaceae
Product: DUF1708 domain-containing protein
Exons: 5
Coding region: 1-3135 (1044 amino acids)
Source: RefSeq, a predicted model, not a curated record
AUGCCGGCCUUUUUCUCGCGAGUCUUUCGUAGCAAGGACGCCAAUGCUUCCAAGAAGCAGUCCAAACCAUCCGCCGCCACCGAUCUGAUCCCCGCGAAGCCCAAAUGGGCCGACGCCUGGCUACGGACAGAGGUUGCCCCCGAGGAGGUGCAAGACCUCAUUCGAGGCUGUGCGCAUGAGUUGAAAGCUCGAGCUCUUGAUACCCCAUUCCUCCUCCUGCCAUUCCGUCCGAGCUCCGAUCCCAGCGCCGCCCGCACGUUCGUUCGCAACUAUUUCAACCAAUCGUUCGAUAAGGGGGCACCCGUUAGUGGAGAUGAGUUGAUGCAGGAGUUGCGGCUGACGGAGCCGAUGGUUCUGGCCAGUGUGAUGAAAUGGUGCUGGAGCCGAUUGACCGGCGGUGUGGUUACAUGGGAAGCUUAUGAGCUGUUCAAGGUUGGCGAACAAGAUUCGGAUUUGGCCCGCGAUGCAUUCUCUACAUUCAUUCCCAUCAGUGUCGACUCCGAUGCUCGUACCAAGAUCAUCUUUGACUUCUUCGAUCUCUUGGCUGCCAUUGCGGCCCACGGCAAAUCUAACGGUCUGGGAGGCCGUAAGCUCUCACGAUAUGCCGGAUGGUGGGCGUUCGAGCACAGCGACACUGGCAAUGGCUUCGAGGCCUCGUACAAGAACUGGGCUGCUGCCGCCGAUGCCACAAGCCACAUGUUCUUUGCUUACCUUCGCUCUCUCACACCCGAUAUGCCGCGCGGCGUGACUGGUAUCUCGUCGCUGCCCCUUUCUCUUCAGACUCUCGUGGAGGCCACCGAAUAUCCUCCCGAAACUCCAACUCUGCUCCAGGUUACCACCACUAAAGUUGUUAUGAUCGUCGAUACCGUCUCGCCUACGCCUUUCGCUCUGCUGCGCCGGGCAAAGAACUUUGAAUACCGCGACGAACACUGGCACCUGCAGGAAUUUUCCAACUACGAGGAUCCCGUCAAGGCACUGACGGACGAAUGUCUGCGUGUGCUGAAAUGCAUUUCUUCCACUAACGAGUCUAGCGUUUCCAGCACGAAACAAUCCACUAGCUUGCGCGACGCCUCGUGGUCCCGCUUCGAGGAUAUUGGUUUUGGCGGUUCCAUCGAGUCGGAUCAGGAAGAUGAGGAGAACAGAGCCCCUGUAUCAAGGCCGCAGCCGCUCAGCGGCAUGAGGACUGCUCCUCAGUCGCAGGGUGGUGACUUUGGCCGCCCCACGACUCCAUCCUGGGCAGAUUUCAUGUCUUCUGGCUUUACGGACGAGGCGGACCUCAAGGACCGAGUCGGUCCCCUGCUUUUGCCGCCAGACAAGGUUCUGCCGCCGAUUGCGGCCACUCGUGGCCAGAGCUCGCAAUCGCACAAGCGUAACUUGAAUACCGAGCCCUCGCUCGAGCCAGCUGAGCUGGCCAGUAUCAGCACUCUGGAUAUGGACGAUUCCUUCUGGUGGGUCUGGAUUACCAGUCUAUCUGGCGACGAGCCCGGUGCUCGCAAGGCUGUGUUCGGUCGUUGUGCCCUUCUCGAGACGCGCAUUCGAGACACCAAAUGGCUCGUCCUGGAGGAGCAGGUCAAGGGCGCUGCCCCCGAGCCGGAUGCUGGCGCCCAGAUCGUUGAGAAGAAGCGCUUCUUCAGCUUUGGCAGCCGCAAGGGUGGCGCUGGCAAGUUGAGCCGUAGCAAGUCGUCGGCCAAGAAGGUUCCUUCGAUUGAAGAAUCAUACCAGCGUCCCAACAACCUGGCUCAACAGAGCAAGACCAGCAUUGGCCCUGACCAGCACAAGAGGAUUCAGGCCGCCGCUGCCGCUCUCCAGAAGAAGCACCGUGAGCAGGAAGCCGAGGCGAACCAGGCCCGAAAUGGCCCAGGUAAUGACACUCGCUCGACCAAGACCAACUCUGUUAUGACGCUGCAGCCUGCUAUCGUGAAUGAGGCCUCCUCGGCCAUGAAGUGGGCUAGCAACUAUGAUAAGAAUGCCUUCCGCGCUGCCUACUUGAGCAACAGCCGCGCCGGUACUGGUUCUGUGGCCGAAGGUGCCAACGGAGAGACCAAUGGUACCCAUGUCGAGCGGCCAAUCACCCCGCCUGCUCCUCUCCCAACCAGCACUGCUAAGAGUGGCCCUGCGCCACCUCCGAAGGACACUGGCGCUUUGGUUACGCCUCUUCCUCCCUCCCCCGAACCUGUCAAGCAGGAGCUUGCCAACGAGCCUGUUCCUGUUCCUCAAGAGAAGAAGAACGCCAAGACUGUUGUGAUCGAGGACCCUGCCGAUUCUCAGCCCAAGCAAUCGAUUGACGAGAGUGGCAAGAAGAUUAAGAAGAAGACUGGCAAUGCCGGCUUCAAGAACAUGUUCGGCAAGAAGAAGGUCGAGCAGCCGCAGCCGCCCAUGAAGAGCACUGGUGCCAAGGAGACCUCCGCAGUGGCCGCUGCUCGUGCUGCGCUCGAGGCCAAGGCUAAGGAGUCCCGGGACCCCGUCACCCCCAAGCCUAGUGCUAUCAAGAAGAAGCCAAUUCCUGUCGCUGCGGCCGAGUCCACUCCCGCCCCAGUCCCAGUCGCAGCCCCAGAGCCCGUGGCCGAGAAGCCCUCUACUCCUCAGCAUGCCCCCGAGCCCGCUCAGGAGGAGCCGCAGGCCCCCUCUCAAGUGAUCCAGGGCAGCGGCAGUCCCCCCAAGACUCGUCGUGCCGUUGAGUACGACGCUCUCUCCCGUGUCGACACCAACGAGGCCAAUGCCGCCGACCAGGAAUUCUCCAAGUUCGACCACGGUCCUCUCGUUGAGCAACCCGCCUUUGUCCCCGAGGACUCGCCCGUGGACCCCGAACCCAAGGAAGAAGUGCUUCUCAAGUCGCCCACCAACGGUAAUGGCCACGUCCAUGAAUUGAAGCCCGAGGCUGCUCCCGAACCUCAGCCUGUGCCUCAGUCUGGGCGUUUCACCAGCACGGAGGACCGCUGGGCGCAGAUCCGCAAGAACGCGGCCGAGCGCCGCGAUGCUACCCCCGCUGCCAGCGAGGAGCCCGAGGUGCGGACUAGCCAGUCCGAGCGCACUGACGAGGGCGACACCAGCGGCGAGGAGACCAUCGAGUCGCGCGUCGCGCGUAUCAAGGCCCGUGUUGCCGAGUUGACCGGUAACAUGGAGAAUGCUCGUUAA